This is a messenger RNA of Aspergillus fischeri NRRL 181, 1092 nucleotides long. RefSeq lists its product as uncharacterized. The record is from RefSeq and is a predicted model, not a curated record. The coding region runs from base 1 to 1092 and encodes 363 amino acids. NCBI's taxonomy places the organism in Eukaryota, Fungi, Ascomycota, Eurotiomycetes, Eurotiales, Aspergillaceae. The transcript is spliced from 3 exons.
AUGGCUAUUAGAUCAAUUGCAUCUCAUGGCCGACGGGCUUCCAGGCCACGAGCACGACUUUACCCCAUAGUUACAAACAGCCAGUGGCUCGUUGGUGGUACCGACUACAAUGACUUGAACAAGGGCCUUCCGUACUGGUUCAACGGGCUGGUUCCGUUGGCGUAUCUUACCGAGGACCAGCGUCAUAAGAACGAGCGGGCUCGCGCGGCGGAUAUGGUGCUUAGUCUGCAGUGGCUGUAUGAGCGAGACCUCAGGGCCCAAGGGCAGACGUUCUUGGAUUGCAUGCGCAUGUUACAUGAAAAUGCCCUGGACUGGGAGCACUGGUAUACGGACGGGGUUUACCUCAAGCAUGAUCAGAACACUAUUCCUUCGGACAUCACCGACGCAAACGAUCCGUUCGAACAUGGGGUCAAUGUAGCUAUGGACUUGAAGAGUGGAGCGGUAUUUAGACGCCUGAUGCAUGACAAAGGGCUAGCCACGCGCGCGCUGCGAGCCGUCAACUGCACUGCUAGAUACCACGGAACCGUUUCGGGGUCGAUCAUCGGCGACGAGCGGAUCUCCGGCCUGAGUCCCGCACGUGGCGUGGAGCUUUGUACCGUGGUCGAGACUACGUUUUCGCUGAGCUACCUGUGUCAUGCCCUGGGAGACAAUUCGCUGGCGGAUCAGUGCGAGCUCGCCGCGUUCAAUGCGCUGCGCUUCUUGCGGCUGGUGUACACCGUCGACGCAGUCGCGCCAUCCAACUUAUCCGUACGGAUCCCAGGAUGGUCCGCCCUCCCCACUAUUUCAGUUAAUGGAGCCCCUCUUCGUGGCGCAGCACCUGAUACACAGACCGGCAUGCUCAAGACCCCCCUGGAUCAAGGCUCAUCAGAAGUGAUCGUCACUCUGGCUGCAGAACUCCACAUGCAACGCCGCGCCAACGAUACCGUAGCCAUCUACUACGGUAACCUGCUCUACACGAUUCCGGUGCAAUACACACAAACCUCCCGGCCAUAUCCGAACCAUCCGGGCAACAUACGGGAUUAUGAGAUCGACCCCUCUUCCCUACAAUAUAAUGGCUUGACGGGGCUCUGUCCAGUCCUCUCUGGACUCUAG